GCCCCGUGGGCUGCCUCCGCCCGGGUUGCCGCGUGCCGGUCGAUGAUCACCGCCGCGUUGCCGCGACACAUCGCGUUUGCUCCCGUCCUGUACCGGCCGGGGGCCAUCUCCAUCGCGCUGCAGGGAGUGGGGCGUGCUACAGCGCGCGCUCCGGCCGAUUGCCACCUGUGCCAUCGGCUUGGGAGCCGCGUCCGAGGGAGGGCUGCGCGCCGCGCCGUGGUCGUGCUCCGCCUGAGGGAGGAGCGCCGCAUCGGAUGCUGCUUCGGAGAGGUGGAGGACGCCGUCCUCGCCAAACGUCGAGAAGCAUGUCUAUUGAUUCCUGCCAUGGAAGGGUUGCGGUUGAUCGAAUCGGCAGCGACUGAAAUUCUCCUGUGCUGAAGCCGUGCGCGCUGGAUGGAGUCGACAUCGCGAGUACAGGGGCAGACGUUGGCGCCGCCGUGACUAAUGUCGCCAUCCGCGCCAAGACUCAAUGCUGCAGUCCGCCGCGCGAGAUAAGGCCGGCAGCGCUGGGAAUCGCGCGAGGCGUCGAGGAGGUCUGGCCUAAUCGCUCUGUUAGGGCAAGGUGCUGACAACGUGUAAAGAUGAAAAGAGAGAGCAGAGAGAAUAAUAGAUGAACAGUUAUUCUAUUGAUUGAA
This is a messenger RNA of Triticum dicoccoides, 635 nucleotides long. RefSeq lists its product as uncharacterized. The transcript is spliced from 2 exons. The record is from RefSeq and is a predicted model, not a curated record. Bases 43 to 378 code for a protein of 111 amino acids. NCBI's taxonomy places the organism in Eukaryota, Viridiplantae, Streptophyta, Magnoliopsida, Poales, Poaceae.